GACGAGCUUCAGCUGUUCUCUGACCGGUCAACUAUGGAUAACUCUGCUACUCGCUUUUAUUGUUCCAUUUGCUCCAAAUCCUUCUUUUCUAGGCCGUCUUGAUAUCAUGACGAUACUAGACGAGCAUUUCGCGAGGGGGGGCGAAACUGGUCCCACAACGAUUAAAAAGGCUGCUUUGUGUGGUCUAGGAGGCAUUGGAAAGUCGCAAAUCGCUCUGAAAUAUGCGUACCGUCAACAAGAACUUCACUCAAAGUUUUCAAUAUUUUGGAUACACGCAUCCAACAUAUCCAGAUUUGAAAAGUCUUAUGCAAACAUUGCUGAAGAGUUUCAGCUAUCGGGAAGGGAUGACCCGAGGGUGGAUGUUUUGCAACUUGUGCGAAACUGGCUCGAGGGCCAGUAUCGAAUGCCGUGGCUCAUGAUAAUCGACAGCGUAGAUGAUGCGCAUAUAUUUGACAAGACUGAAAAUGGGAAAUCGGCCUUGGAAUACCUGCCACAAGUUGCAAACGGUUUGAUCCUUUACACAUCUCGAAAUCGAGAUGUAUCCGUGGACUUGGUAGGUGAAAAAUAUACGAUUACUGUUUCCUCUCUUGGUGCUGCAGAAGCGCGCUUGCUCUUCGGCGAGAGUACACGUCGGACCAGUACCCAAGAAGAACAAGACGCAUUACUUACCGAACUUGGCCACUUGCCCUUGGCAAUCAAACAAGCCGCCUCUUUCAUGACCAAAAGACACAAGACGAUCCCUCAAUACCUCAGCCAAUUUCGAGAUAGCGAGCAAUCAACGAUAACCUUACUCAACCACAUGUUUGUUGACACCGAAGCGGCUUCAUCAGUUUCAACCGCAUGGUUGGUUUCCUUCAAUUUUAUCCAAGCUGAGAACCCUCGGGCGGCUCGUCUUCUAUUAUUGAUGAGUCUCAUGGAUCGAGACAGUAUACCUGCGUCUCUCGUCAGUGGUAUUUUUGAAAAUGUGGUAGCUUUCGAUGAGUCGAUAGGAUUGCUCGAGGCCUUCUCCUUUGUUUCUCCGGACGAAACUGGAAGCGGGUACGACAUGCAUCGACUCGUACAGAUCGUGACCCGCGGUUGGCUCGGAGAUCAAGGCGAAGAAUUGACAAGAGAUAUAUCUCUACAGGCGCUGGGACUUGUGUCCUCCAAGUUCCCGGACGGCGUCUUCGAAAAUUGGGCAGAGUGUGCUCGAUACUUACCCCAUGCCGAGUCUGUCCUCCCCCGGAGCCUCAAUGUUUCGGACAAAACUGAUAUUUUUGCUCGCGCCAAACUUCUCUCCCACGUCGCAUGGUACCUGAAGGGGAGAGGGAACUAUACUCUCGCCCAGACGAAAUUAGAAGAGGCCAGGAGUUUAUAUGAACAAAUUGGUGAAGUCGAAUCCAGCGAGGCUCUAAUGGUCGAAUGCAGAUUGGCUUCCGUGAUAAACCAACUGGGACACACAGAUGCUGCCAUUCAAUUGUUUCGAAAAUCUCAGGACUCUCAGAUAAAACUAUUGGGAUCAAACCACCUGGAAACGCUUGAGACUAGCGACGCUCUAGCCUCCGCACUCUCAAAUACGUUGUUCCCUAAGUACUUGCAGGAAUCAGAAUCUCUGGGGAGAGAGACUCUUCAUCUCAGGGAAAUCCGCUUGCCAGAGGACCACCCUGACAUAUUGACUAGUCUUCAUACUCUCGGAUGGGCGUUAUUUAGGUUGGGCAAGUGCGAUGAGGCUGCGGUGUUGCUCAACAAGUGCCUGACUAAACGCAACAUUGUGCUUGGAGAGCACCACCCUGAUACCUCUGCCACAUCCACCGAACUGGCUAUCGUUCUUCUCAGCCUGAAACCACCCGACUCUGUUCGGGCCGAGUACCUCAUCCGACAUUCGGUGAACGUCACAACCGUGCUGUGUGGCAAAGAGCACCCAAGCACCAUUAUCACAUAUCACAAUAUGAGUACUCUCCUCAGAGUGCUGGGAAAAUACGAGGAAUCCGAAGCCCUGCAACGAGAACAACUAGCCCUGAGCUACAGAAUACUCGGCAAGAACCACCCCACGACACUAUGGUGUAUCAUAUCAUUGUCUCAAGCUCUCUCCGAGCAAAAAAGGUACGAUCUCGUUCGAGAGCUAGUAGAGGCUGAACUCGAAACGAGGCAGGAGCUAGCUUCGAGGUCAGUGCUUGAUGUCCUCAUCAUGAUGGAAAUUCUCGGGAACACCUAUGUCGAGUUAGAGCAGUAUGACAAGGCAGAUUUGAUGUUCCAGGCCGUUAUAACCGGGCGGACACAAGUUCUCGGAGCUGAGGAUGCGAGCACUCUUCGAGCUCUUCACUACAUGGGCAGACUGCGGUGGAAGGAAGGGAAGCACGACGAAGCCGAAACGAUACUUCUAAAAUUGCUCCAUCAGCGGGCCGCCAUUCUCGGCAAAACGCACGAGGAAACCCUCCUCACCGCAACAGUCUUAGGCCAUUCUUUCUACUCGGCACAGAAGUAUCUUGAGGCCGAAAUAAUGUUCAGACAAGUUUUGGGCGUGAAGGAACAGACGCUUCCACCUCAUGAUGAAGCCAUCCUGGCGAUACGCGAUAACCUCGAAGCUGCGCUGGCCGAGCAGCAGAAAUACGCCGAAUGGGAAGCACAUUGUCGCAAAACGCUCGAAAUUAGGCAGGAACUGGCGCCGGAUGGGUACCACACGCUGCGAGCCCUGUCGAAUCUUGCGUGCGUGCUGGACAGGCAAGGCAAAGAGGAAAGUCAGGCUGUUUUCAAUGCCAUCAUGUUGAAGAUUCAGAGCCUGCCGGAGAACUUCAUGGAUGACAAGACGUACGCUGAGAAUAUGUCUCUUGAAGAAGCGGCAGCUUUUCGAGCCAUGCAGUCCCAAGGAGAUGAUGGCAAUGGUUGAACUCCAGGGAAGCUUUCCCUUUGACGACUUAAAUAUGGAUCGAGCCUUGGCCGGCAAGCGAGGCAUAUGCUGCCUCUGAUAUGCUGCAAACCAGCGGAAGCACCGGAAAUCAGCGAAGCCUUGCUGCCUGUUCAAUAUCGCAGGGCCGACCG
This is a messenger RNA of Hyaloscypha bicolor E, 3018 nucleotides long. RefSeq names its product TPR-like protein. The coding region runs from base 107 to 2866 and encodes 919 amino acids. The transcript is spliced from 6 exons. Gene Ontology annotation, molecular function: protein binding; ADP binding. Lineage: Eukaryota; Fungi; Ascomycota; Leotiomycetes; Helotiales; Hyaloscyphaceae. The record is from RefSeq and is a predicted model, not a curated record.